UUUUUAAUAAUUUUUUUAUAUUUACUUUUCUCGCCCCUCGCUGCAGUUUGACUCUUUUUAAAUCCUGGUUUCCUGGGGCUGCACCUGAUGCCCCUCCCUCCUCUUCCUCCUGCCGUCGUCGCAUCUAUCCCACCAUCCUCCUCCUCCUCUUCCUCUCCGUGCUCCAGCGGUCCGGUCCAGGACGCCGAACCGGUCCUGCCAUACAGGUUCCGGUCCACCACCGCACGCGUCCCCGGGGCUCACAAGGUGAAUCCGGACAUCAGGACUUCUGCAACGGGCCGCCAUGCAGCUGCCACCGGGGAUCUAAGGGACGCUCCUCCUGCGCCACCAGAACCAGAACCAGGACCAGGUCCGACAGCGGAGCCCUCUUCCCAGGGGAAACCACCACAUGACCGUCUCAAAGAUGACAUGGCGUCCUCAGUACCGCAGCUCCAAGUUUCGCCACGUCUUCGGGAAAGCUGCCACUAAGGAGAACUGCUACGAUGGCGUGCCGAUCACACGCAGCGUCCAGGACAACCACUUCUGUGCCGUCAACCCUCGUUUCGUCGCCGUCAUCACCGAGUGUGCUGGGGGAGGCGCCUUCCUGGUGCUGUCGGUCCAUCAUACAGGUAAAGUGGACCCUCACCACCCUCGCGUGUCGGGCCACAGAGGAAACGUCCUGGACGUCAAAUGGAACCCCUUCAAUGACUACUGCAUCGCCUCCUGCUCCGAGGACACCACGGUGAAAGUGUGGGAAAUCCCCCCUCACGGCGUGCUGAAGAACCUGACGGUGCCGUGGAAAGAGCUGCAGGGUCACAGCCGCCGGGUGGGCCUCGUCGAGUGGCAUCCGACGGCGAACAACAUCCUGUUCAGCGCCGCCUACGACUACCAGGUGAUGAUCUGGAACCUGGACUCUCCAGAACAAGUGAUAAAGAACCCCGUCCGGACCAUCAAGCACCACACAGACGUAGUCCUGUCCAUGUCUUUCAACACAGACGGGAGCCUGCUGGCCACCUCCUGCAGGGACAGGAAGGUCCGGCUGAUGGACGCGCGCUCAGGGAAUGUGCUGCAGGAAACAAACUGCAAAACGCACAAAGCCAGCAAGGUGCUGAUUUUAGGAAACAUGAAGAUGCUCUUCACAUCCGGCACCUCGCGCUACAACGACCGACAGAUAGCUCUGUGGGAUCAGGACGACCUGUCGGCGCCUUUGUUGCAGGAGAACCUGGACGGUUCCUCGGGGGUUCUGUUCCCGUUCUACGAUCCUGACACGCACAUGCUCUACCUCGCCGGGAAGGGGGACGGAAACAUCAGGUACUACGAGAUCAGCUCAGAGAAGCCCUACAUCCACUUCCUGACCGAGUACCGCUCACAGUCGCCUCAGAAAGGAAUGGGCGUGAUGCCAAAAAGGGGCCUGGACGUCAGCUCCUGUGAGGUCUUCAGGUUCUACAAAGUGGUGACAAUCAAGAGUCUCAUUGAGCCUCUUUCCAUGAUCGUACCCCGCAGGUCGGAGUCGUACCAAGAAGACAUCUACCCGAUGACGGCAAGUAACAGACCAGCUCUGACUGCCGGGGAGUGGCUCGCUGGAGUCAACAAAGGACCGGUUCUCAUGUCUCUGAAGCCUGGAAGUGAGCUGAUGGAGCCUGCGUCAGAGAUGAAGGGCCUGGCAAACUCCCUGGACACUCGCAGGUCUCACAGCAGACCGGGUCUGCUGCAGCUCUCCUACAUUCAGGAUCAGCUGGAAGCCACUAAAGAGGCGGGCGAUCGGGCCGAGGACGACCGGACUCGGACGCCUGUGAGCAACGGGGAGGACCUGCCGCUUUGUUCGCCUCCAAUGACAGAAAACGAGCUGCGUAUGAAGUUCAUGAAGCAGCAGGAGGAGAUCCGACGGCUGAAGGAGCUCCUCAACCAGAGGGACGUGCGCGUCAAACAGCUCGAGCUGGAGAUCAAGAACAUCAAGAACUCCCAGAUGCAGAGCUAACUUUAAGAGCGCCCCGAUGAGCCGAGCGAGCCGCUUGCUGACGGGACCAACCAGCUCAGACCGCCGAACCAGAACCGGCCCGGCUCUCCUGAGACUCAAAACCUCGACUUUGUGUUUUCGGCCAACUCGACACUCGGUGCACAUAUUCCUCCUUCCUGUACAUAAACUUUUAAAGCUGCCCCUUUUUACCUCUACCUACCCUGGUUCUUUUGUAAACUUCACAGCUAUGCAAGUUUACUGUAAUAUUUUGAGCUUUUUUAUUCCUCCUGUAGCUGACUGAUAAACGGAUGUUUGACUCCAAAUCGUCCGUCUGAGAGCCAACAUCGCUAUGAUAAUUAUUUUUUUUUUACGUUUUCCUGUAUUUAAACUGCUGUAAGUGGACACGGCUGUGGUGUUGAAGUCAUGAAUGUGAGCUUGAAUGUGAAAGAGCAAAACGAAUGACCCGCCUGUCCCUCCUGUGCUCUGCCUUCCCAGAAAGCUGCAGUUCUUCUUACUCCAGCUCUUAUUUUGAAAUCGUCUAGGACCAGAUACAUUUUUUUUUUUGCAGGAGUAAAUGUUUAAGCUAAAUCUGCAACUGAUGCCACGGUUUGAGUUUUUAAAACCUGAUUCUUAUAUUUAUUUUUUAAAUGCGGGCGGAAAAUACACGUUUAAAUCGGCAAUUUGAUCUGAUUUUUGGCAAAUAUAUGAAGACAAAAUCUAAAGCAAGCACCCAAAUCCUGUUUUUAUUUUCUUGCUUUGAAAAACUUCUCGACUUAUGAUUGUCUCCUUUCAUUUCUGCUUUGCUUAAAUCUUGAAAGCUUUAAGGUAAAACGCCGUCUGCUGCGAGAAUGUAGAGAACUAUAGGUUCCUCAGAGGCUGAUGGGGUUCUACCAACAUGGGCAGUCCAGACCCAUAUUCCAGUCAUAUUCUAUAGAUUUUAUUAUUAUUGAUGUUAAUUUAGUUGAGUAACUCAGUUCUCUUAGUGCAACAGAUUAUAUAGCUUAAUUAAUUACACACAUGGAUGUUUUCAAGCCUUCAUUUCUGUUAAUUAUGAUUAUUUUCCACUCACGGCCAAUGAAAACAUGGUAUUUAGCAUUAGAAUAUUACAUCAGACUAAUAAACAAGCAUUUUAUUACAGAAAA
Fundulus heteroclitus (mummichog) is the source of this 3078-nucleotide messenger RNA. It is a transcript of the gene coro2aa, whose product is annotated as coronin, actin binding protein, 2A. The record is from RefSeq and is a predicted model, not a curated record. NCBI's taxonomy places the organism in Eukaryota, Metazoa, Chordata, Actinopteri, Cyprinodontiformes, Fundulidae. Bases 389 to 1957 code for a protein of 522 amino acids. Gene Ontology annotation, biological process: actin filament organization. Gene Ontology annotation, molecular function: actin filament binding. The transcript has 12 exons.